Salmo salar (Atlantic salmon) is the source of this 2622-nucleotide messenger RNA. RefSeq names its product tumor necrosis factor receptor superfamily member 14. The record is from RefSeq and is a predicted model, not a curated record. Gene Ontology annotation, molecular function: protein binding. Gene Ontology annotation, cellular component: external side of plasma membrane. Lineage: Eukaryota; Metazoa; Chordata; Actinopteri; Salmoniformes; Salmonidae. Gene Ontology annotation, biological process: negative regulation of alpha-beta T cell proliferation; positive regulation of peptidyl-tyrosine phosphorylation; defense response to Gram-positive bacterium.
UUUCUAUGCAAAUUUGGUCUGUUCGACCAAAAGGUUCAUACUGCAGCUUUAAGGGUUAGGGACGUCCCAAGGAUCCCUGAUAGCACUAACGCUGGAAAGUAUCUCGUUCAUAAACGAAAGUGUAAACUAGUCCGAGUUAAUCAAACAGGUUUUCAUUUGGUGCUUGUACUUGGAAAGGAUUGUGGUCCAGCAGAAUAUAAAACUAGUGAUGGUCAGUGCUGCCCAAUGUGUAAUAAAGGCUUGGUGGUCCGCAGAGAUUGUACAUUGGAGUCCAGCACAUCUUGCAUACCCUGUAUCAGAGGGACCUUCAUGAACGAGGCCAAUGGUCUAACCAAGUGCUUUCCCUGCACUCCCUGUGACCCAGGACAGGGCCUGUUCACUCAGACAGAGUGCAAACCAACAAGUAACACAGUCUGCGACGUUCUAGAUGGAUACUACUGUAGAAGCUACUCAUCCAACUCUGAGUGUAACUUUGUAGUAGAACAUACACACUGUUCACCGGGCCAGAGUACUAAAUCACCUGGAACAAAGACAACAGAUACCAUGUGUGAGGAGUGUCAGCAUGGAUUUUACUCACAACAUGGUGUGAACUGCACUGCCUGGACUGAUUGUGCAGCAAUGAGACGCGUGAAGACUGAAGAUGGAAAUUCUAGUCAAGAUGUUAUUUGGAACAAAGUGCCACCAAGGAGUCAUGUCACUCUAAUAGCUCCAAUAUUAUUAUUAUUAUUAUUAUUAUUAGUAGCUGUACUGUUUUGUUUCUACCUGGCAAGAGGUUGGUCCUUUGUUUAUUUAACUUUAUUUCUCUAUUAAAUGAGUCACUUCUUUAAAGGCAUGUAAUUGUCAUGUAACUUGCUAUUGUAAUACAUAAACAUGCAGUUAAUGGUGAGUUGUCUUUACCCUACUAAUCUGAUUACUCUUGUUGUGUUUUCAGCUAAACGUAAGAAAGAGCUGCAUGAAUUCUGUGAGGUUCCUGUGCAAGAAACGGGACCUCAGCAAGAAACGGGACCUCAGCAAGAAACGGGACCUCAGCAAGAAACGGGACCUCUACAAGAAACGGGACCUCUACAAGUCACCAGUAACUCCCUAGUGAAAACAGCAGAGAAUGUGCCUGGUAAUGUUGUAAGUGAUUGACAGUCCAGAGUGAAAACAGCAGAGAAUGUGCCUGGUAAUGUUGUAACUGAUUGACAGUCCAGAGUGAAAACAGCAGAGAAUGUGCCUGGUAAUGUUGUAACUGAUAGACAGUCCAGAGUGAAAACAGCAGAGAAUGUGCCUGGUAAUGUUGUAACUGAUAGACAGUCCAGAGUGAAAACAGCAGAGAAUGUGCCUGGUGAUGUUGUAACUGAUAGACAGUCCAGAGUGAAAACAGCAGAGAAUGUGCCUGGUAAUGUUGUAACUGAUUGACAGUCCAGAGUGAAAACAGCAGAGAAUGUGCCUGGUAAUGUUGUAACUGAUUGACAGUCCAGAGUGAAAACAGCAGAGACUGUGCCUGGUAAUGUUGUAACUGAUUGACAGUCCAGAGUGAAAACAGCAGAGAAUGUGCCUGGUAAUGUUGUAACUGAUUGACAGUCCAGAGUGAAAACAGCAGAGAAUGUGCCUGGUAAUGUUGUAACUGAUUGACAGUCCAGAGUGAAAACAGCAGAGAAUGUGCCUGGUAAUGUUGUAACUGAUAGACAGUCCAGAGUGAAAACAGCAGAGAAUGUGCCUGGUAAUGUUGUAACUGAUUGACAGUCCAGAGUGAAAACAGCAGAGAAUGUGCCUGGUAAUGUUGUAACUGAUAGACAGUCCAGAGUGAAAACAGCAGAGAAUGUGCCUGGUAAUGUUGUAAGUGAUUGACAGUCCAGAGUGAAAACAGCAGAGAAUGUGCCUGGUAAUGUUGUAACUGAUUGACAGUCCAGAGUGAAAACAGCAGAGAAUGCGCCUGGUAAUGUUGUAACUGAUUGACAGUCCAGAGUGAAAACAGCAGAGAAUGUGCCUGGUAAUGUUGUAACUGAUAGACAGUCCAGAGUGAAAACAGCAGAGAAUGUGCCUGGUAAUGUUGUAAGUGAUUGACAGUCAGCAUCCACUAAACUCUGAUGAAGUGCCAUGAAUGCAUGCAGAUACCCAGAAGGCUGUAAAACUGGAGCAUGCAGAUACCCAGAAGGCUGUAAAACUGGAGCAUGCAGAUACAGUAUAGGCAGGAGAUUACAUGAAUCCAGUACUUAUGAACUGCAAUGCAUUUGCACCUGCAUUUUGACUAUUAAGUGUACUUAUCUGGAGUGGACUGUUGAAUACAGUGAAUGCCAAGAGUGUGCAAAGCUGCCAUCAAGGCAAAGGGUGGCUACUUUGAAGAAUCUCAAAUAUAAAAUGUAUUUGUACUUUUUGGUUACUACAUGAUUCCAUGUGUGUUAUUUCAAAGUGUUAAUGUCUUCACUAUUAUUCUACAAUGUAGAAAAUAGUAAAAAUACAGAAAAACCCUGGAAUGAGUAGGUGUGUCCAAACUUGACUGGUGCUGUAUGUGUAUAAAAAGUAUACAGUAAAGUAUUUGGUCCCAUAUUCAUAGCACACAAUGACUACAACAAGCUUGUUUGUUUUGGUUGUGUUUCAGAUUAUUUUGUGCCCAGUAGAAAUAAAUGGUAAAUAAUG